AUGAAACCUGACACAUCUCUAAUAAAUGGAGGAGACGUCGCGCAACCAAACGAGACAGAUGCCGACUCAGCAGAAAGCAUUCCAACGACGAUACUUGAGGAAGCGGCUGAGCUUUUGACAACGAAAGCGGCCCCUCACGAUGUCAUAGUAACAAAGACCGUAUCGCUUCAAAUUGGCGACGGUGAAGUGCCUCAAACGCAGCAAUCAACAAACUCCUCAAGGAACGAUCAUCCGUCGCCUGACAGUGAAGCCCAAGGAUCGGCCAAGGGGAACAGCACGACCAAAUCUUCAUCUUAUCUUAUGUUGACGGCAAUGAUCAUCGGUUCAUUGACAAUGAUAAUUGCAUCUGUGAUGAUUUAA
This is a messenger RNA of Haemonchus placei, 360 nucleotides long. The record is from the annotation of a GenBank genome assembly. Lineage: Eukaryota; Metazoa; Nematoda; Chromadorea; Rhabditida; Trichostrongylidae.